CUAACUACGCAAUGUGGCCGCCAAAGGGGAGCGACUAGAGCCAUUAACCUGAAGGAGAGAGAGAAAGAAAGAGAAAGAAAAAAGUGACUACUCAGCAAACCAGCUGCUCAGUUAUAAUUAUUGUUUUUUUUUCUAACAACAGAAUAGAAAAGAAAGCUAGAAAGAUCCUGGUUGAGAGAGAGAAAGAGAGAGAGAGAUCCAUAAACAUUGCAGGCAUAUAAUAUAUAUAGAUAUAUUAGACACAGUGGGUGACAAGAAGAAGCAGUCGACGGACAUUUCCCUAUAAGUAGUCACAUGACAAUUCCAACCUUGUGUGACUUAAAGAAACAUUUAAGUUGGUCGUUGUUGCUUUAAUUUCACUUUUACGUGCUCCAACCACACUUUCUCCUCUGCGGUUCGACCACGAACAACAUUCUUUUCUCACUUUGUCCACAAUUCCAACUCUUGUUUUCGAGUUGGUCUACCGAUUUUUACUCUUCUUUUUCCUUCUCUCUCUCUGUUUUUUAAAACUUCCAUGCAAAUUCUUUAAACUAAGAUGGUUUGAUAUUAAACCUGUGAAAGAAAUAGAUUUAUUUCCCGAAAGUCAUUGAAAAAGACUUCUUUUACAAAUUAUUUGCCAAUUUUUACAUGCAUACACACAUAUAUAUAACAUACAUAAUAUAUACAUAAUAUAUAUAUAUAUAUACACUAUAUGUGUAUAUAUUGUAUUAAUGUAUAGAUACCAAUUUAUAUGUGUAGAUACAUAUAAGCUUUGUUGAGACAUGAUGUCAUUGGAAGAAGAUUAAAUAUAGGCGGGAGGUAGAACAAAUGUAAGAAGAGCAACUUGGACAUCAGUGCCGCUAGCAACGACAGUGAUUAGAACAGCCCUCCCUUCCUCCCUCAUAAAAAAGAUGCAUAGCAAUAGAAUUAACCGAACCAAAAACAGUUUUCUGAAGCGUCAAACUAAAGGUCCUGUGGAAGGAUUAUUUUGUAACUAUAGUCAUCGAGUAUGUAUGCAAAACCGAUUGGAUGGCUCCCUGUAUUGUCUAAAACACAUACUUGAAGACAAAAACACUCCAUUUAAACAAUGCAGUUAUGUAGCGACCAAGACUGGUAAAAGGUGUCCAAAUGCAGCCCCAAAAGUUGAUCGCAAAGAUGAAGAACCAAAGAAAAGAGAAUCUGUUGUGAAAAGAUAUUGCUUCUUCCAUGCUCGAAGAGCUGCGUUGCUACGUCAACGCUCAACACGAAAAUGUAAACCAAAGGAAACUCCAGAAACUCUAUUGGAAGAACUUGACCAUUAUGGUAGUCCAGAAUGUGAGAGUGAUGUUAGAAAAUACCGGAAUAAUAAUGAAAGUCUUGCUAGCAGAAUAAUUGAUUAUGCCAGCUCAAGUGAUUCAGAUGUAGAACCUCCUCUUGUUGACCAAGCAUGGCGAGGAGAGGGUGAAAGUGAUGCUGAGAGUAUUGACAGUGAGCAGGAUGAUCCUUUGAAACAUGCUGCAGUUUACACAGCCGAAGAAGUGGCCCUAAUUUUAAGGGACAAACUAAUUCGAUUACAGUCACUCUACAUUGACCAGUUCAAACGUUUACAACACAUAAUGAAGGAAAGGAGAAGAAAAUACCUACACACAUACAAGCAGGAAAGGGAAACUUUAGGCUCUGUACAAGCCUAUAAAACAUCUCCAGAUCAGAAAGAUAAAUAUGCUAAACUUGUUGCUAUGAAGAGACACCAUCGACGAUUUUGCAAGGAGACAUUAUUGUAUCAGCAAUCAAAGAGACGAAGAAUUGCAAUGACAGAAGGUACAAACUAUCGGCCUGCUGGUUAUCCUAAAUGCAUUCACAAUGAGAGUAAUGUUAAAUGUAAUUCCCGAGCCAUGCCACUCUCAAAAUUUUGUAAUGAACAUAUCUUAUAUGAUCCUGACCAGGUGCUCUAUCAACCAUGUCCUUUUGCCAAUGGUGCCUGUUCUAAGCCUGUUUCUGUCAUAGCUGACAACUGCUAUUGCCAAGAACAUGUACAGAUUAAAGAGAUGCACACAAGAGUCCCUCUAGUUAAAUUAGAAAAUCUUGAAUCUGAGCAAGCAUCAAACAAGUUUGAAACUAAUUCAGUUGCUAUCAACAAAAAGGGUUCUCAGAACAAUCCAAUGUCGAAUCAACCAUUGACAUUUGAUCCAAGUUUAGAUAAAACUUGUAAACCUUCAUCUCUGACUAGUAAACUAGAAGGCACUAAACAUCUUGUGUUACAGACUGCUCAGAGUUCAACACCAAUGCUGCUAUCUUCAAAUGUACAGUCAGGACACCUGCAGCACUUGAAACAGUUGCAGCUGUCACAACAACACAAACUGCAACUGAAAGCCCAACAGUCACAGGCUCAAACUCAGACAUCACAACCUUCUACACUUAAAUUGCAGCAGGGUAUUCAGAUUCAACCAUCGAAAAUUUUGCAGAGCUCUUCACUGCAGCAGCCAACCAAGAUGCUACAAAAUCGGUGGGUUCAACAGAUGAAGCUGUCUCAUAACCAACAAUUGUUGCAGUCAGCUGCAAAGUUGACUCAGCAGUCACAGUCAGCUGGGAGAUUACCAGCCACUCAGAAUUCCCACAAAUCACCUGCAUCGACUCCUCCUCAAAAGACAGCAUCUGGAUUGAAGGGGACUGCAACACCUGCACUAACAUCUCUCAAAUCCAAACCAGAUACUGGUCUGACUUCACCAAUUGCUAGUCAGCAGUCCAUUGAUGACAAAACUAUUGAACAUAGAACUUAGUGUGUGUAUGUAUGUAUGUGUGUGUGUGUGUGUGUAUGUAUAUAUAUAUAUAUACACUCACACACACGUGCGUAUACACUCACAUUCAUUUUUUUUUUUUUUUUUUUUUUUUUUUUUUUUUUGUUACCUUUCUCUCAUCAGCAACUGUGUUGCUUUUCUUUUGCCUGCCUACUAGUUAAGUUUCUGCUGAAAGCAAGGCACAAUAAUUGCUAAUUAGAUUCAUUUUGAAGCCUUUCUCUAAUAAUUGAAAUUAAUAAAGUGGUUUGUGGUGCUGUCAGUCAGUUAACAGAAUUGGUGGAACAGAAUUUUGUAUGUUGGAGGUAUGGGUUGUAUCUGAACCCUAGACUGAAUACAUUUACAAUAGUGAGAUAUACUUCUGAUUUCAAGUGUUGCUGGGAUUGACAUUUUUCAUCUCUUUGUGGUGAUAAAAGAUGUAUCAGUAAUACAAUGGUUUCAUAUGAGCUGUUCCUGAAGUAACUGGCUUUGUAUUAGGAGAUGAGAGUAUUUGGUCAGUAUAGAUACAUUUUAGUGGAUUGUUUUUCUAUCAAUCACUUCUUUCUUCUCUAUCUUUUAUUUAACUGUUAACUUUAGCUGUCAUAGGAACUAUUCCUGAACAUAGUAUUUUUGUCUUAAGCCUGUAAAGAUUUACUAUUGCUGCCAUUUCAAGCAGGCGGCCUAGAGCUUUAACUCUUAUUUGCCAGUGAUAAUGAAACCCAGUCCUGGCCCAGUAUUUUAAGUCAUUUUAUCCAAGUUAUCAACAAGUGAAUAAGACCUUUGUUUUGCUGAAUGAAUGCUGUGGUUCUUUCUCUCUCCCUAUCUGCUCCCUAUUCUUCUUUUGUUCCCUCUCUUGACAUUGCCUGGUUUGUGUGUUUUCUAUAAAUUACUAUCUUCCUGUUAUCUGGUUGCCAAAUAAGCAGUUAGCUUAGCCAAACAGCAGUUCCAGGCUUGAUUCUGCAGUAGUCUUCAUUUGUUUCAGAUAAUUGAAAUAUAUUUGGCAUGAAUAAAUAAUACUUCUGGAUUUUUAGAUGUAAAGUAAAUAUAUAGAUUUUCUCUUUAUAUUUUUAAACUCUUAACAAUCUGUAGUUGCUAUGAAGAUGUCUCUUGAUAAACAAAAGCAAUCUUUCUACCAAGAAUUUUAACAUUCCACUUUCUACUAAUCAAA
Molecule: messenger RNA, 3897 nt
Organism: Octopus bimaculoides (California two-spot octopus)
Lineage: Eukaryota; Metazoa; Mollusca; Cephalopoda; Octopoda; Octopodidae
Product: KAT8 regulatory NSL complex subunit 2
Cellular component (GO): NSL complex
Source: RefSeq, a predicted model, not a curated record